Messenger RNA from Linum trigynum, 1032 nucleotides. Lineage: Eukaryota; Viridiplantae; Streptophyta; Magnoliopsida; Malpighiales; Linaceae. The record is from the annotation of a GenBank genome assembly.
AUGAGCACUUAUUCAAACAGCCCCAAGUCUUUUAAUGCAUAUCCACGGGGCGAUUUCGUUGAUCUAGAAUCGGCCACAUUGAAAAGGCCCCGCAAGUCCAAGAGUUCUUCCUCUCUUCACCCUUUGCGGAUGCUCAAAUCUUUAGGAAAUGGUUUCCAGUAUCACUACAAACUGCAUCCACUGCGGGUACUCUUCAUUUCCCUGUUGUUUGGGGUAUCAGUUCUCAUAAUUGUGUCUGUUUACCAGAGCCACCACAGAUCAAUGAGUUAUUACCAGCGUUUGGAUUUGGAACCGAAGGAGUAUCCAUAUGCCAAUCUGAAGAAUCUUGUGAUGGUUGCGGGACAUUCUAUUUAUACGAGUAGUAGUUGUGGUGAUGCUGAUAAGGAGGAUUCUUGGUUUUUGGAGCCUUACCAGAAGCAUCCAGGUCAAGCUGCUACAUUCCUGGCUCACAUACAAGAAGGGGUUGAGAAUGUGGCAAAGGAUAAACAAGCUUUGCUUUUGUUUAGUGGUGGUGAAACUAGGAAAAAUGCUGGUCCGAGGAGUGAGGCCCAGAGUUACUGGGCUGUUGCUGAAUCGAAAAAAUGGUUUGGUAAUGAAGACAGUGUGAAAUGGAGGACACUGACUGAAGAACAUGCAAGAGACAGCUUUGAAAACCUUCUCUUCAGUGUGUGCCGGUUCAGAGAGCUUACUGGAGCUUAUCCCCAAAAUAUAACGGUGGUUAGUUAUGACUUCAAGGAGGAAAGAUUUGCUCAACUGCAUCGUUCAUCAAUUCGGUUCCCAGAGUCAAAUUUCUUCUACUCUGGCACCCCAGCCUCACCGGCAGCAAAAGAAGCAGCUGCGAAAGGUGAGGCAUUAGUGAGGUAUCAGUUUCUAGAAGAUCCAUAUGGCUGUCGAGGCUCACUCUGGCGUAAGAAGCUCAGUCGUGAUCCAUUCCAUCGGUCCAUCCCAUAUCCGAACGGCUGCCCAGAAAUCAAUGGUCUGUUCAGAUACUGUGGACAAACUCUCUAUCCAGGUUCUCUUCCAUGGGAUUAA